This is a messenger RNA of Nerophis lumbriciformis (worm pipefish), 519 nucleotides long. NCBI's taxonomy places the organism in Eukaryota, Metazoa, Chordata, Actinopteri, Syngnathiformes, Syngnathidae. The record is from RefSeq and is a predicted model, not a curated record.
AUGUCCCUGGUACGGCUAGCAAUGAUAUCAGCCACAAAGUCGAAAGUGUUCAAACUCACCAGGGCUUCAGCCUUACUUGGUAACCUCGCUGUGAGACAACGGUGUCAUCGGCCCCUCUACAGUCCGCAGCGUAUUUCGACUGUUAAUGUUAGAACUUUCAGCGGCGUCUCAAGCCAGCAUAUCACAGAAGAUGAAGAUAAGGUUUACAUGACAAAGGCGUGUGUCAAGAGACUUGGUGAGAUCAUGGAAAAAGGAGAGUACCUGAGAAUCCGCGUCGAAGGGGGAGGUUGCUCCGGCUUCCAGUACAAGUUUGUGGUUGACGCCAACACCAAUGAAGAUGACAGAGUGUUUGAGCAAGACGGCGUGGGAGUCGUCGUGGACCAGGAUAGUAUGGAGUUUGUAAAAGGAGCCACUGUGGAUUUCAGCCAAGAACUCAUUCGAGCCACCUUCCAAGUGCUGAAGAAUCCCCGAGCUGAACACGGGUGCUCUUGUGGCAGCUCAUUUUCCGUCAAAAUCUAA